GCUGAUUUAUUCUGAAUCACUCAAAAUUCCAAUAAAAUUAUACAAAGAAAAAUGAAAAAAAAUUACGUAAUAUAAUAAUUUUUAAAAAUUAAAUAAUGAAUGCUAUAAAUAGACCAAAUUAUGUGGAGCAAUAAAAGAGGAGAAAAACCAACAAACUACUUGUAAUUCUUGAAGAAUACAAAGCAGACAUUGUUGAAAAGUGGCCAUUUUUGCAAGAAGCCAAGAAAUAGGUUAUUUCUUUGUUUGAUAGUGGAAGUAUACUCUAGUGGGAAUCUACUAGGAGUUACUUAUUUUCUAUAAAGAAGACAAAAACCUUGGAGUUGCUUUAGACAACCAAGGUUUUUCUUGUUCAGAAUGUCUGUUGCCUUGUUAUGGGUUGUUUCUCCUUGUGACGUCUCAAACGGGACAGGAUUCUUGGUAUCCGUUCGUGAGGGAAACCGGAUUUUUGAUUCGUCGGGGCGUAGGAAUUUGGCGUGCAAUGAGAGAAUCAAGAGAGGAGGUGGAAAACAAAGGUGGAGUUUUGGUUCUUACUUGGGAGGAGCACAAACUGGAAGUGGACGGAAAUUUUCUGUACGUUCUGCUAUCGUGGCUACUCCGGCUGGAGAAAUGACGAUGUCAUCAGAACGGAUGGUAUAUGAUGUGGUUUUGAGGCAGGCAGCCUUGGUGAAGAGACAGCUGAGAUCGACCGAUGAGUUAGAUGUGAAGAAGGAUAUACCUAUUCCGGGGACUUUGGGCUUGUUGAGUGAAGCAUAUGAUAGGUGUAGUGAAGUAUGUGCAGAGUACGCAAAGACGUUUUACUUAGGAACGAUGCUAAUGACUCCGGAGAGAAGAAAGGCUAUCUGGGCAAUAUACGUAUGGUGCAGGAGAACAGACGAACUUGUUGAUGGUCCGAAUGCAUCACACAUUACUCCGGCGGCCUUAGAUAGGUGGGAAGACAGGCUAGAAGAUGUUUUCAGUGGACGGCCAUUUGACAUGCUCGAUGCUGCUUUGUCCGACACAGUUUCCAAAUUUCCAGUUGAUAUUCAGCCAUUCAGAGAUAUGAUUGAAGGAAUGCGUAUGGACUUGAGGAAGUCAAGAUACAGAAACUUUGACGAACUAUACCUAUAUUGUUAUUACGUUGCUGGUACGGUUGGGUUGAUGAGUGUUCCAAUUAUGGGCAUCGCACCUGAAUCAAAGGCAACAACGGAGAGCGUAUAUAAUGCUGCUUUGGCUUUGGGGAUCGCAAAUCAGCUGACCAACAUACUUAGAGAUGUUGGAGAAGAUGCCAGAAGAGGAAGAGUCUAUUUGCCUCAAGAUGAAUUAGCACAGGCAGGUCUAUCCGACGAAGACAUAUUUGCUGGAAGAGUGACCGAUAAAUGGAGAAUCUUCAUGAAGAAACAAAUUCAGAGGGCAAGAAAGUUCUUUGACGAGGCAGAGAAAGGAGUGACCGAAUUGAGCGCAGCUAGUAGAUGGCCUGUGUUGGCAUCUCUGCUGUUGUACCGCAGGAUACUGGACGAGAUCGAAGCCAAUGACUACAACAACUUCACAAAGAGAGCUUAUGUGAGCAAACCAAAGAAGUUGAUUGCAUUACCUAUUGCAUAUGCAAAAUCUCUUGUGCCUUCUACAAGAACAUGAAAUCAGGAUUUUAUAUAAAUCAAGGCCAAUGAAGCCAAUAUACAUUUAGAAGAAAAAAAACAAGUGUUUAUAAAGUAGAAUUAUUGAAGGGGAGGCUUGGAGUAACUGGUAAAGUUGUUGUCAUGUGACUGGGAAGUCACGGGUUCAAGCCUUGGAAACAGCCUCUGGCAGAAAUGCAAGGUAAGGUUGCGUACAAUAUACCGUUAAGGUGGGGUCCUUCCCAGUACACCGCGCAUAGCGAUAGAUUUAGUGCACCGGGUCGCCUUUUUUCUAAAGUAGAAUAAUUGUUGUAUUCAUGUCAAUGUAUAUCAUCAAAAUUAGGUGGUAGUAAAAUCCAAUGUAACAAUCUCCCACUUUCACCAGUUAUUCACUCCGCACUUGGCUACUCAGUGUCUUGCUAUGGGCACGAAAACUGGUUCGCCGAAUUAAAACACACUAAAUGAAUGGAUAAAACUUAUAGCA
Capsicum annuum is the source of this 2076-nucleotide messenger RNA. Its product is annotated as bifunctional 15-cis-phytoene synthase, chromoplastic. Gene Ontology annotation, molecular function: geranylgeranyl diphosphate synthase activity. The record is from RefSeq and is a predicted model, not a curated record. Lineage: Eukaryota; Viridiplantae; Streptophyta; Magnoliopsida; Solanales; Solanaceae. The coding region runs from base 355 to 1614 and encodes 419 amino acids. The transcript has 7 exons. Gene Ontology annotation, biological process: carotenoid biosynthetic process.